CGAAGCUUGAGCAUGCGCAGUUUUGCCUUUGGCAAAUUGUUACGGGCGCGGACUAAGGUCUAGUGAGGCUUGUUACUUUUCCUUAUGAACAAAAUUUUGUUGUUGUGUAGAGUCUAGUCUCUCGAAGCCGAAUUUUCGGAACAAGCCGUGUUUAAAGAAUCAAUGGCAAAGUCUUGUUUUUCCUAGUAGUAUCAACCAUUAAACUUCGGAACAGACCCUGGUCGAUUCCUUGUUCUAUAACUGUUAUUUUAUAUCCAGCUUGUUUUUGAAACAUGUAUGAAGUCUAGGAGGGAAGAAUUAUAUUAGAAUGAAAGCUGUUUUGUCUUAUUUCCUUAUAAAGGCAUUGUUUAGGAUUAAUUUUAGCUGAUGUUAAUGUAUUUUUAUUUAUGGUAUUAAAUUUAUAUGCAAAUUCUAUUGUUUUUGAGCAUUGAGGAACGCAAUGAACAGUUGAAGCAAAACCGUUUGAGUAUACAUUUCAUAGCAACUUUCUAUCAUCAUCAUGAUGCGAUCGUACGAAAGCAGUGGAAUCUCAGGUUAUUAUCUGGAACCAAGAACUGCAAGGUACUUUCGAGUAGUACCUAUUGGCUCGCCUCUAAUAAGUUUGUUAAAUGCUGCCCGCGAUGAAGCAGCUUCGACGGACUUCAAUACGGACAGGAGAAAAAAUGUGUAUGAAUCCACAUUUCCCAGAUAUAAAAGUGUUAUAAAUUGUUUGAAUGAUAAUCAAAUGGGAUCUUUAAAAUCAUUUAGCUAUCAGCAUGAAAUUGCAGCAUUAAAAAUGAAAAGUUUGCACUUGUCUCAUCAAUUUAUUUAUCCUAGUGCAAACAUGAACCUUAAAAUCCGUCUUCUAAGAGGAGGUAUUGAAAAUUUGUAUGGACAGUGGGUGUCACCGAUGAAAGGAACCGUAUUUUAUGCCUUUAGUGAUUUUACAGAUGUAAACCAACCUCCUGUAUAUGAAGCUUAUCGUUUUGAAAUUGCUUACCUUGGCCCUCGAAACAUUGCAGUUGAUAUGUGUGAAGGUUUUGCACAUCCUUUGUGUGUAUUGUAUGUUUGUAAUGAUUUCUAUACAGGACUUGGAGCAUCACGACUUACUUGGCGUCAAGAAUUUCACAAUGAUGCAGCAUAUGGAUCUCAAUCUUUUUAUGUGAAUAGUGCAAUUUGGUGUUGUUGUAGUAAUAGAUUUUCAGGACUUUUUGCUCUCGGAGUAGAAAAUGGGAUUUAUGUACAUAACAGCGAUACUUAUUUAUAUACUAAACAAUUCGAAGGGGAGGUACUUGGUGUACAUUUUAACAAAACAGGCGAGAUUAUUUAUGCUGGUAUAAACCAAGGUAAACUAAUUACAGUAGAUACACGAAUUCAUAAUCCUGUUUGUGAGACAAAACUGAAUGAUCAUGCACUUACUGAAGUUACUUUACUUGAUAAUGAAAAUUUCAUGCUUUGUGCUGGACUAGGUAACUUUUUGUGUCAGGUUGAUUUGAGAAUGCAGCGCAAGGUUGUAAAUUAUAUUGGAGAAUUUCGAAACACUUUGAAAAACCCUUUUAGUUUCGAUGAAACUUAUAAUGUUCUUUGUUCAACUGGGAGUGAUGAUAUCACUCGACUUUGGAGCUUAAGAGGAGGAAGGCCUGUAAAGACUGUUCUUCCCCCGAUUCCAGGAGAAGAAUGCCGAUCUUGGUUGAUGUGUGAUCCAGCAGCAAAACUGAGACUAUUGCUAGCCUGUAAAAAUAUGGUAUAUGUUCAUGAAUAUUGAAAAGAGCCAUUUAUGCAUUUCUCAUUUGUUUGUAUUAUUAUUGAGGACAAAUGCGUAUCAUAAAGUUCAGUGUAUAAUGGUCCCUUCAGUUUAUUGAUGAUGCUUUACUGUGCAUGCCUGCAAACAUAUGUAAAUUCACCAAAGAUACAGAUUUUAUGUAUUACAAUCUUGCAACAAAUGCUGAACAAUUAAAAAAAGGUGUAAUCAAUAUCGAUUUGGUUGAAGGUUCAGGGGAACUUACCAAUUCAUCUUUACGUGAAAUUAAAUAUUCUGAAAGGUGAUCUUGCUGCCUAUGAAAGUAAUUGAUGCAUUUGAAUCGAAUGUAAUUAUAACCUUAAUGUAUCGCUAUGAUGUGUAUAAAAUUUUUAUAUUUCACAUGAAAACUCAGUAAAUGGAUUGCAAUACUGCCAGAUGUUAUAGAUGUGCUAUCUAACUUUAUUGAUGAUAUUUUUCUGGCGGGCUUGUCUUCCCUAUGUUUCCAUCAUGAUGGCAUUCCAGGCGCAUACCACAUGCAGUGCAACAUAUUUGACCAACAGAUUAAUGGCUAUAAUAUUUAUAUGGAAUGGCCUCCACGAUCACUAGAUCUUACCCUAUUUGAUGUCUUCUUGUGGAAUUACGUCAAAUAUCAGAUGUAUGACACUUCAUCGGCAAGUUUUGUGAAUCUGUGGCUGCAUAUUAUCCAUAACUGUGCUACUGUCCACCAUAGCUGAUUAGGAAUGUGUAUGCCGACCUACUUGAUCGAAUACAAAUGAGAGAUUAUGACAUUUUUGAAUACACUUACCAUGCAUUACAUUUUUUUGUUUGUUAAUCUGUAUCUUUUACUUUUCCCAUGUACCACACUGAAUAACGCAUUUGGUUUUGACGUUUUUAUGUCUGCGCACAAUUUAUCAGGAUAAAAUGUUUAAAUGUUGCAUAUUUUUUCGUAGUUAUAUGGCCUCAAGGUUUUAAUCAGAUAUUUUGAUAGUUGUACGAGUUUGUGUCUUCAGAUUUCCCGCUCCUGAGUGAGUUUUUCAGAUUUUUUUAAUUACUAUUUUUGUUUACUUUCUUCGUUACUUAAUUCCUCUCGUUGCUCUGAAAGGGUGCCUGGAUUCUGAAGACGACGUUUUAUUCUUUUCGAUAAAACUAUGAUAAUAUCGGAGAAUACAUUUUUCAAUUUUAGGAUGAAAUCUUUUUUAAGGCACGGGAAGCUCAUAAUUUUAAUCGCAAAUAUCUGUGCCAAUUUUAUAAAUAAUUCCAUGAAAUUUUCUCAUGAGUUUUUUUUAUGGUAUAGUGUACAAUUUUCUAACUGGACUAUCUAGGAAAAUAUUUACAUUUUCUGUACUGAAUAAGGUAGCAUUUUCGAAAUAAACGUUUUCAUUUAAAUUUGUGAUAACUCCUUUUAAAUUUAAAUAUGAACAUAUCUCGUCAAAUUUUGUAGAUAGAAACGUGAAACUUUGUAUGUGCAUAGAUAGUUAUAAGAAAAACAUUCUACUAAUUGAUAAUUUUAUACAGUAGGGGUGUAUAAAAAUUUAUUUUAAAUUUUUUUACUAUAAUUUCCCACAUAAGCUAAAGGGAUUUCCUGCAACUGCCUAUUUUAUUUAAUGAAACUUAGAACUAGGCAUAUGCUUAGAUACAGUAUUUAGAGAAAUAAAAGCUUGUUUCACUUUUUUAGUAUACCCUAUGUAUGUUAAAACCCAAAGAUCAGGGUUGCCACUCAAAUCUAAAAAAAAAAAAAAAAAAAAAAAAACAUUUUUUUUUUCAGUACGUAUAUUCGAGAUACAAGGAAAUGCAAAAAUAGCACUCUUGUGCAAGUUAUAAUGUGUUACCAUGAUACAAAUUAUUUAAUGAUUAUUUAACAACAAAACAUUACAAAGCAAAAUUACUUUUUAUUUAUUCAUUUUUGUCAACACAUGUAUUUGGGCAUCAAUUUCUUCAGAUUUUUUUUGCCAUCAGUUUCAUGGAGAUAUUCCUUAACAAAUAAGGUACGGCAUUUUUGGCUAUUUCACCUUUAGUGAAUCUGAGAAAAUAUUUCAGAUAUAUCACUGAAUGCAUUCAAGGACGAGUGUGAUGCAAUAUGUUUUAAUGCCCAUAAAAAUUCAGCCUUAAAUGAUUGUUUUUGAAUUAAAAGUUCGAAAUCGAUUUAUUUUUUGGACUUCACAUAUCACCUACAACUUCAUUCCUUUAGAUUGAAAGUUUAAUAUUAAUUAUGACUUAUUUGAACUGACACGCAAUUUCGUUUCCCUUUUUUGGCAUGACUAAUAAGUGUCUGUUUUCCCGUAUAACGUAGGCUUAUUAUUUUCUUACAAAGCAAGCAGUACGCUAUAAAUGGAUUUUGCGGCACUUCUUGAACCUAUUCAGCAAAUUCAGGAUUGAAUUUUUUUUUUAUCCGUCCAAUUUGUAUUAAAUAUGGAUUUUGAGCAACUCGUUUGAAAAAAAAAAAAAAAGUUCUUUAAUCUACUCUGAAUAAGCUCACAAUUACUCAAAUGAUAAACAAACCUUAAACUCACGUGGGAGUGACUAAAUACCACCGCGAUGCGUCCGCAGAUUGAAUGUUGUUAUUCCUGCAGAGAAAUGUAUUCUAAUCUUUCACACAGUUACAGAAGUGUCGCGCAUGCUCAUUAGCUGCAAUUCGAGAAUCGGGGUAAAAGAACAACUGUCUCGCAAAUCGAAACUGGACUGAUCUAUACAGAAAAAAAAGGGAAAAAGAGUUAAAAGGUGCGAGUUUCUGCAUUACAUAAUCACGAAUGGUAUUGUUUCGUUUUUGGAAGCGAUGACUACGAUAUUUUAUUCUUGCAAUCUUUAGAAAUCGGCAUUUUUUAGAUAGGAUAAAAAUAACUAAGAAACUUAUAUUUCCCUGUAUUUCCCCGGUUUUUUUUUUAGUCAAUUCCCUGUGUUUUCUUGUGGAGUGGCAACCCUGAAGGUACAAAUGUUACUUUUGUAUUAUAUAUAUGUAUGUAUUGAAAUUUAUCUAUAUAAAUAAAAGUGAA
This is a messenger RNA of Argiope bruennichi, 4710 nucleotides long. RefSeq lists its product as uncharacterized. The record is from RefSeq and is a predicted model, not a curated record. Lineage: Eukaryota; Metazoa; Arthropoda; Arachnida; Araneae; Araneidae. Bases 500 to 1744 code for a protein of 414 amino acids. Gene Ontology annotation, molecular function: protein binding. The transcript is spliced from 2 exons. Gene Ontology annotation, cellular component: Cul4-RING E3 ubiquitin ligase complex.